AUGGCUGCAGUCAUCCCGAUGAUGGUCGUGCCUUCUCAGAACCCACUAUUCAUAGGUUCCGGAGGAUCAAAAAGGGAACUUAAGAAUCAAAGCGACAAAAAUAUAGCGUUCAGGGUGAGCUUCAUAAUAUCCAUGUUCCUUCAUAAUAUCAGAAGACUAUGUAGAAGCCAAAAUUCACAUUGA
Messenger RNA from Haemonchus placei, 183 nucleotides. NCBI's taxonomy places the organism in Eukaryota, Metazoa, Nematoda, Chromadorea, Rhabditida, Trichostrongylidae. The record is from the annotation of a GenBank genome assembly.